Molecule: messenger RNA, 1233 nt
Organism: Nothoprocta perdicaria
Lineage: Eukaryota; Metazoa; Chordata; Aves; Tinamiformes; Tinamidae
Gene: GCM1
Product: glial cells missing homolog 1
Exons: 5
Coding region: 1-1233 (410 amino acids)
Biological process (GO): gliogenesis; regulation of transcription by RNA polymerase II
Cellular component (GO): nucleus
Molecular function (GO): RNA polymerase II cis-regulatory region sequence-specific DNA binding; DNA-binding transcription activator activity, RNA polymerase II-specific
Source: RefSeq, a predicted model, not a curated record
AUGCUGAAAGGUGCAGAUGAUGUUGCUAUGGAACAGGAGGACUCUGCUUCCCAAAAUGGAGAAAUGGCAAGUUGGGAUAUCAAUGACAUCAAACUUCCCCAGGAUGUGAAACACACGGACUGGUUUCAAGAAUGGCCAGACUCCUAUGUAAAACAUAUCUAUAGCUCUGAGGAUAAAAAUGCUCAGCGGCACCAUAGUAGCUGGGCAAUGAGAAACACCAACAACCAUAACUCUCGUAUCUUAAAAAAGUCCUGCCUUGGGGUGGUGGUUUGUGGCAAUGACUGCUCAACUCUGGAUGGGAGGAAGAUCUACCUAAGACCAGCCAUAUGUGACAAAGCUCGGCAAAAACAACAGAGGAGAUGCUGUCCAAACUGCAGUGGACCCUUGCAGCUCAUUUCCUGCCGAGGCCAUGGCGGUUACCCAGUUACCAACUUCUGGAGGCAUGAAGGCCAAUUAAUAUUCUUUCAGUCCAAAGGGGCUCAUGAUCAUCCACGACCUGAAACAAAACUAGAAGCAGAAGCAAGAAGAUCAAUCCAAAAAGCACAGACAGCUUUCUCUCCCACUUGUCCAAGACUAAAAAGAUUUCGGGAAACUGAGCGCCACGCAGGUGAAACGCAGCCCCGCGACCCUUUGCCUUUCCCGCGGGCCAAGACGGGACCUUCCGUUGCUGCCGCUCACUUCGGCCGCCCAGCAAGUGGGAUCUCCCCGGAGCGAGCACUCGGUGGCAGACUGGGAAUCUCGCCGUACGUGGGGGCAGGUGCUGAGGCUGGAGGCUCCGGCCUCCGCUGUGACAAGCCGGGGGAGCCAGUGGCCGCCGUGGCUUGCGGCCCCUCUGUUGGCUUCGUCGAGCUGCCGCUCUGGGACAGGGUGCUGCCGGCUGCCCCGCGGGGCUGCCACGGGCCCGCGCUCGCUCCAGCCCGCCUGCCCAGCGAGCCCCUGUGCCCCGGCAUCCACCCAGCUCCCGGUGCACCACUCACACCCAAGGGUGGCUAUGAGCCUCUGGGCCCCACCGGAGAUGCAUCCCACAGGGAAAAGCGCCACGCGGCCAGUGGCGGCCUGCCCGCCUCGCCAUACCUCCUGGCGCAGCAGGAGCCCCUCGUCGUCCCGCCCGGCGCCCACCACCACUGCGCGCCUCUGAAAGCACAAGGACGGGCCUUGGAGGAUGAGCAGCAGGGUCUGAACCUGGACUGCUGCAGCAGCGACAUGUUUCUUAACCUGUGCCCUUUACGGUGA